Molecule: messenger RNA, 1902 nt
Organism: Solanum pennellii
Lineage: Eukaryota; Viridiplantae; Streptophyta; Magnoliopsida; Solanales; Solanaceae
Product: 1-acyl-sn-glycerol-3-phosphate acyltransferase 2
Exons: 12
Coding region: 506-1672 (388 amino acids)
Cellular component (GO): endomembrane system
Molecular function (GO): 1-acylglycerol-3-phosphate O-acyltransferase activity
Source: RefSeq, a predicted model, not a curated record
UAAUCACACCCUUCAUUCCCAACCCCACGCGCCUCAGCUCCCCUCUCUUUUCCCUCUCUUAACUCACGAAAGGCCCCAGAUGCGUCCCUUUCUCAACUCUCUCUUCUUCCUCGUAAACUCCACCAACAGGAACAGAAUCCAUUUCAAACGACGACGCUCAGCCCGUCUUCCCCCUCAUUCGUUCAGUUCACCAGCCAUAUACCUGUAGCCGUUCCAGAACCUUCGAGAAUCAAGCCACGGCCUGCAAUUUCCCGAAUCCCUUUCAAAAAUCCGUUUGAUCUUGGUACUAUUUCGUAUGAAAAAUCUGACAAAUCCCACAUUGAUUUGUUUGUAUUUUCUCAAAAAUUUCGAACCCUAUAAAUAGCCCUCUCAUUCGCCUGUUUUCAUUGCGAAUCGAAGUUGAGAGGACACUGUUCUCGUAAAGCAAAUCUGUUUAGACCUGAAAUUUCAUUCUUUCAGAAUAAGAUUACUUUUCUUGUGGCUUGCUUUUUGGGAGUAUUUGUCUAUGGCGAUUGCAGCUGCAGCUGUUAUCGUUCCGUUGGGCGUCCUCUUCUUCAUUUCGGGUCUUGUUAUCAAUCUUAUUCAGGCUACUUACUUUGUCCUUGUACGACCAAUUUCGAAGAGCACAUACAGGAGGAUUAAUAGGAUCGUUGCAGAGCUCUUAUGGCUGGAACUUGUGUGGAUAGUUGAUUGGUGGGCAGGUGUAAAGAUUAAAGUGUACGCCGACCCAGAAACAUUUAAUCUUAUGGGUAAAGAACAUGCUCUUGUCAUCGCCAAUCAUAGAAGUGACAUAGAUUGGCUUGUUGGUUGGAUCUUGGCUCAGAGAUCUGGUUGCCUUGGUAGCUCAUUAGCUGUAAUGAAGAAGUCAUCAAAACUCCUUCCAGUAAUUGGUUGGUCCAUGUGGUUCUCUGAGUAUCUUUUCCUUGAAAGAAGCUGGGCCAAGGAUGAAAGAACGUUGAAGUCAGGUCUUCAACGGCUAAGCGAUUACCCUUUGCCAUUCUGGUUGGCACUUUUUGUUGAAGGCACACGAUUUACACAAGCAAAGCUUUUGGCUGCUCAAGAAUAUGCUGCUUCAGCUGAGUUACCUGUUCCAAGGAAUGUAUUGAUUCCUCGCACUAAGGGUUUUGUUACUGCAGUAAGUCAUAUGCGCUCAUUUGUUCCAGCUAUUUAUGAUGCAACAAUAUGCAUCCCCAAAAGUUCACCUGCACCUACAAUGCUGAGACUCUUCAAGGGGCAACCUUCUGUGGUGCAUGUGCACCUCAAGCGGCAUGAGAUGAAGGAUCUGCCUGAAAAUGAUGAUGCCAUUGCCCAAUGGUGUAGAGAUAUCUUUGUGGCCAAGGAUAAGUUAUUGGACAAACAUAUUGCUGAAGACACUUUUGGAGAAGAAAAGCUGCAAGACAUUGGCCGCCCAAUCAAAUCCCUUGUGGUAGUCGCAUCUUGGUCAUGCAUUCUUAUCUUAGGAACCAUAAAAUUUUUACAAGCAACUGCCUUGUUGUCGUCAUGGAAGGGUGUGGCAAUAUCAGCUGCUCUCAUGGCUAUUAUUACAGUGCUCAUGCAAAUUUUGAUUAAUUUCUCAAAGUCAGAACGCUCUACAGCUGCCAAGGUUGCACCAGCAAAGGAAAAGACUGUGAAUCAGGCUAGAGGAAAUGGGCAGGAGGACAAAACACUCUAAUUAUGUUUUUCAUCUGAUAUGGUUAAUGAACCUCAGUUGUAGCCUUGAUCACCACAAUAACGAAGAUGAUGUUUGUAUUAUAUAGCAACUUGCUUGUCUAUUUUAGACCUGUAAUUUUUGGCCAAAGAGAACCAACUUGUGUUUAUUUUUGUUUCUAAGGAUGUGGAUUCCAUGUUUGGUCAAAUUCAUUAAUUGUUAAUUUGUUACAGUUAUGUCUUGUUGGUAAACUG